Molecule: messenger RNA, 1560 nt
Organism: Salvia hispanica
Lineage: Eukaryota; Viridiplantae; Streptophyta; Magnoliopsida; Lamiales; Lamiaceae
Product: Nucleotide-sugar transporter family protein
Source: RefSeq, a predicted model, not a curated record
UUCUCCCUUUUUCUCUCUCUUCUUCUCUCUCAUUAAAUUUUGUGAAUCAGUUAUACACACAGUAGUCUCUCUCUCUCUCUCUCUCUCACACACACACAGAGACACGCGACGCAUCAAUCUGUGUGUGAGUUGUGAUGUGAGAUCGAUCGAUCUAUCAGUAUUUCCGCCGAUUCUUCCAGUUGCAGAUGCGGAUCUACUCACUUUGCUUUCACACUCAAAGCCUUUUUUGAUUUCCUUCUGAUCGCUCGCUUCUUCGCUACUCCUCCAUCGCUGCUAAAUAGGCUAGGCGAAGUUCAGUUGCGAGGGAGAAUUAAUCAUUGUUAUUCGAAAAUGGAGGCGGAGAAGAAGCCUUCCGCCGUUUCAGAUGUCGGUGCCUGGGCUAUGAAUGUCAUCAGCUCCGUCGGAAUCAUCAUGGCGAAUAAGCAGCUCAUGUCCACCAACGGCUACGCUUUCAGCUUCGCGACGACAUUGACUGGUUUCCAUUUUGCUGUUACCGCACUUGUUGGAAUGAUUUCGAAUGCUACGGGGCUUUCUGCGUCGAAGCACGUCCCUUUCUGGGAGCUGCUAUGGUUCUCGAUUGUUGCGAAUAUGUCUAUUACAGGGAUGAAUUUGAGCCUCAUGCUUAACUCAGUUGGAUUCUAUCAGAUUUCAAAAUUGAGUAUGAUUCCGGUGGUCUGCAUCAUGGAAUGGAUCCUUCAUAGCAAGCAAUACUCAAGUCAAGUCAAAUUGUCCGUUGUGGUUGUGGUUAUAGGCGUGGGUGUUUGCACUGUGACAGACGUGAAAGUGAAUGCCAAAGGUUUUAUGUGUGCUUGUGUUGCAGUUCUUUCCACCUCGCUACAACAAAUAUCAAUAGGCUCCUUGCAGAAGAAGUACUCUAUUGGAUCAUUUGAGUUAUUGAGUAAAACAGCACCAAUUCAAGCUGGCUCCCUCCUUGUGCUGGGUCCUAUAAUCGAUUAUUACCUCUCGAAUAACUUAAUUCUGGACUACAAGUUUACCACCGGAGCCCUGUUCUUCAUACUUCUUUCGUGUUCUCUAGCUGUGUUCUGCAAUGUGAGCCAGUAUCUUUGCAUUGGGCGGUUUUCAGCUGUUUCGUUCCAAGUUUUAGGGCACAUGAAGACAGUGUGCGUGCUGACACUGGGCUGGCUGCUUUUUGAUUCCGAGCUUACAAUGAAGAACAUAAUGGGGAUGGGCGUGGCGGUGCUGGGCAUGGUGAUCUAUAGUUGGGCUGUGGAAGCCGAAAAGCAGCAGCCUAAGAUAAUAGCCAGUGCAAAGCACAGCUUAACGGAAGAAGAAAUCCGAUUGCUGAAAGACGGCCUUGAAACGGCUCCGAUCAAGGAUAUUGAGCUUGGUCAGCCCAAGCAGUAGCCUCCCCUUGCUUCCAGCACCACCACCAUUUGUGUAGUAACUUACUAGAUUUGAUUUAUCUUUUUUCUUUUUUCUUUUUUUCAUUUUAAUUUAAGUUGAAGGGAAGUUUACAAGUAAAAGUGAGAAAUUCGUUUGAUUGUGAGACACUGCAAGUACCUGUUUAUUUAGAAAUCUUUAUAUAGUUUCAUUUGAUUA